AAUUAUUAAAGGCUUUAAAAUUACACCACAAUGUCCACUCUCCACCCAAUCACUUAAUUGCACGCGUCGAUAAAGGGCACGUCAUCACCUCUUCUCUUCUGGGAAAACUCUCGUGAUGCUGAUUUCUUUUUGUCUUCUAUCUAUUCCAAAAUGUCAAGUCUCCUACCAGUGCCCCCAUUGAAGCUUAAGCUUAAAACACUUUUUCUUCACUUCUCCCUUCCCUCUUUACAUAAAUGUAUACAAACCAGAGAGAGAGAGCAAAAACACUUCUAGCUUCAGAGUAGUCAAACGCAGACAAAGAAACCCAAGUUUCUCAGCCUCCGCCUAGAACUCUCGCCUGAAAAAAGCCAACAAUCCGGAAAAAAUGAUCACAACCACCACCACCGAUGACCAGUAUAAACGUAAACUAAACCUAUUCCCACUACACCCAGAAAACCUGGUGGUAGACAGAGAAACGCAAGACGAGAACGUCCCGUACAUCAUUUCCGCCGCUGACGGCGGCGCCAACACCAUCACCGCUCUUCUUGGCACCUCCGGGACUUCUUCUGAAGAUGAAAACGAUUUGUCGCCAACCUACGCCUACAGAGAACAGUAUAACAGUGUGGAGGGUACACUUGUACGGACGGCCAUGAAGAGCAAAGAGAGAGAUUCAAGUGAAGAGAAGAAGGAGGAGGAAGUGACCAGUUGUGUAGCUGAUCUACGGUAUAAAAACAAGACGCAUCAGGGGUUGUCGUUGAAGCUUGAUUACCAGGAGAUCUUGAAUGCAUGGUCUGAUAAGGGCCCCCUUUGCAUCCGUAUGGAGUCAACACAAACUGUUCCCAAUCUCCAUGAUGAAGACCUACCCCAUCAAGAAACCACCAGUUGGCUGAGGGAUCGACAGCAAAAUAGUGGAGGCCUGUGGAUCGUUCCCGAGAUGCGAGGAUGUACCAACAGUAACACAUAUGGCCGAGUGAGAGUGAAGGAAGACGUAGAAGGAGGAGGACCAGAAGGGUGGAAGAUGGUGCAUAGAGAAGCUUGUGUUUUGAGGUACAAGGAGAAGAGGCAGAAUAGGCUCUUCUCUAAGAGGAUUCGGUAUGAAGUUCGAAAGUUCAAUGCUGAGAAACGCCCUCGUGUCAAGGUACACUUCCUAAUACCCCCAAUGUAUAUCCUUUGUCCUCAAAAUCAAUAUCUUUGGGUUUUACAUAUUGUUCCAUUUCUUGUUUCUCGUCAAUGGCUCCGCCAAUUUUGCAGGGGAGAUUCGCGAAGAGAAGUUGAAGAGAAAGGUUAUUAAGUGAACGUGGAUGAUUAGAUUAAUGGGUCUCAACAAAAAACAGUUAUUCAAUUAUGAUGAAUUUUUUAGGACUUUUUUUUAUAAGCAUAUUUUAAAUUAUUGUACUACUGGUCAAAAAGAGUUGUAUUGAGAGUUUUCACAUUGUAAGGCACCGAUUCAUAAAUCGGGAUGACAUGCCAAGAAAAUCUAUCCCCAGUCUCAUGGGCCAAAAAUAAAAGUGUACUAGAGCUAUUGUAAAAUGUAAAUGCCAAUGGACAAGAACCAAAAGGUUAGCUCAAGUAUUAAUAUGGUUGGGUUUA
Molecule: messenger RNA, 1569 nt
Organism: Ilex paraguariensis (yerba mate)
Lineage: Eukaryota; Viridiplantae; Streptophyta; Magnoliopsida; Aquifoliales; Aquifoliaceae
Source: the annotation of a GenBank genome assembly